AUAUAUCUUCUACUAUAAAGAUCCUCAUUUUAUACAUUAAUUUCUAUCAUUAAUUAAAAACAAAAGCUUCACUUGAUGUUUUAUGAAUGAAGUAUGAAAUUUUAAUUUUAAACCAUCUUAUGCAUGUGCUCUCAGCCAUAUUUGAAUACUGGAUUCUCUUGUAAUUAAAUGAAUUUAAAAAAAAUGUUUCUUUGUUUCUGUAAAUUAGUAAAUUCUAAUAAUAUUCUUAAAGGUUGCUAGGCAAGAAUGAUGUGGUUCGCAUCUUCAGCCAAGGGCAGGUGCAGUAAAAAUAGACUGGUAGACAGACAAUAAACAACCCUUUGCCAAGACUAUGUGUGCUGCAAAGGAAUCAUGUGUAAGGUUUAUUGACUUAAUUGUGUAAAAUUUGUUAAUUGCUUAAAAUGAUUACUAUGAUUAUCACAAAAUUGAUUAAGAUGCAGUUUCCAUUUAACUGAUUGAACUUAAAGCUUGUAAUGUUAUGCUAAUUUGUUUCUGCAAUAAUCAUUGAAUCCUUCUUGUUUCAAAUUACUUUUAAACGCUAUUCUUCUUAUAGUCUAUGAUGCAGAGCCAUUUUAAAAAAAAAAAAAAUUAAAUUCUGUAGGAUAGUUGGUCAUUUGGGGCUUAACUUAUGGUCACUUCGAACAGAUAAAUAAGUUUUAAGUUUUAUUUUUACCAGUUUUGGUUUGAGCUUAUGAUGUAAAAAGAAAAAAAAAGUUUCUAUAUUUAAUAUUUGCAAAUUAAUAUUAUUUAAGACAUAACUAGAGAAAACAAAGUACAAAAUUGUUCACAUCAGGAAUUGCUAAAAUCAGACAUAAAAGACAGGAAAAUUGUAUCACCUUGCAUCUAUGUUCCAGCUAGAUUUUCCAUUUAGAUUUUCUACAUUUUCCUUGGGCUUUUAUAUGCUCUUGCAUUGCUGCCUUUUGGCUAAUAAGAAAUGGGCUUUAACAUACUCAAAUUUCACAUUGUAAACUGUGCACAAAUAAAGACUUAAUUUAAAGUAAUACAAAAUGUUAAUGUCUCAAUAGGGGAAACUUAUUACAUUAUAUUAAUGGCUAUGUCUUGAAUUCAGAUUAAUUAAAGUCUACUUGGGAUGGAAAUUUGAAGAGGGAAAGGAAGAGGUGAGCUGUGAGGAGUGACCAUGAAGCCACCUUUGACUGUGGAGGCAAAGGUGGCAGAGGAACUUCGUAAUUGGUUAGCUUCUGAGCUAGAACAGCUUGAUGCUUCCAACACCAAGUGAGUUUGAUAUAGUGCUCAAUUUCUGCUUGCAUUGAAAAUGUAAAGUCUCUUGCUAAUAUCCAGUCUAAUGUAAUAUUUAAAAUGUGAAUGUUUUCUUCCAUAGAGAUUAUGUGUAAGAGACUCAUGUGAAUUCAAACUCCGUAUAUCACUUUGUUAUGGCUUUAUUUGAUUAUCUUUUUUCAAGCCAAUUUGCCCAUCACGUUGUGACAAUUUUGUUGCAUGAAGACUUAGACAUCGAGGACGAGCCCCUUACUGCUGGGGAUGACUUCUUGCAGGAUAUAUAUAGCAUUAAAAGAGGGAAAACUCGUGAUAGACAAAAGAAGGCUGCUGUUCAAUUUCUAAGAAGUGCUGUAUGCUGCGUAAGUUUAGAGGAAGUGAAAUUUAUUAUAUAAUUAUGCUUUUUAUUUUCCAUUUUGAAAUGGAUAGAUUUAGAUUUGUUUUUUUAAAAAUGAGAGUAGUCAAAUGAAGCCUUAUUUUCUAUUGUUUCUUAACCAUAGAAUUUAUUUUAUUUAGAAUGAAUCUGAUGAAGCAGAAAUUCAGGGUGUUGUUGACGAAUUGAUGGUAAAAAUUGACGAAACUAAGAACAGAAUGAACAAUAAAACCUCUAAAAGAAGUAAGUCCAAACCAUGUGACGGAGACCUAUAAAUUAAAAAAAUAACAGGAAUAAUAAAUUUAAAGGGAAUAAUUUAAUAUAUGCAAUAGAUAUAUAUUUAUUAACAUUUCUGUGUAUAUCUUUUUUAAGGUUUACUUGCCCCUAUUGCCAUCAAUGUUAAGACUGCAGCUACUCAGACAUGCUCUAAAAGUGAUGGCAGUGAAGAGGAGAGGUAUGCUUUAAAAAAAUGAAUAAGUUUUGUUUGGUGAACUCAGUGGAAAGUGUGGUGUGAAAAGUGACGUCUUGCAUUGGAACAGCUUUAUGUACAUAAUACAUUUCUUAUAGCCUGUCAAUUAAUCUAACCCGGCUGCCACUUUCAGCACACUUCUGUACAGACUUAUCCUAAAAAAAGGGGUCACUGACCGCUGUGUUUUAGAUGGGGGACUUGUGAAUGUAAUAAAAUGGGAUGUAGUGAUUUAAAUAGAGUAAAACUGGUGGUUUGUGGCACGGUUGUAAAUGUUAUUUAAUGAAACGUUGAAAUUAGAGGAUAAAAUUGAAGCAUUUAAAGGACGACUAAAACAUGAACACAAAAACCAUUAGAGCUCGGCUACAGUAUUUAUUGUCUUACUUACUACUAUGUAAUAUUAUUUCGAAUGAGAUUAGGCAUUUAAUUUGUUUCUGACUUGCAUUUUAAGGGCAUUUUAUCACUUUUAAAAAUUUUAUCUACACUUCCAAAUUUAUUUACUAAUCACGUAAAACCUGUACAAAUGCUUUCAUGUAAACAGUUUACAAUGCAUACAUUUUUUAAAAUUUAUUGAUUAUUUAUUCUAAAUCAGGCUGUAUAAUGAAGCAUUCCCAUCUUUGGCCACUGAGGAAUCUCCAAACAAAGAAGGUUUAGCUCGUCUUAACAACAACUCUGUAUGGAACAGGUCAUCUCCCAUGGGCAAAGAAAAUAAUAAAAAGAAAAUGCGAAGAAAGCUCUGCCAGUAUGCUCGUAGGCAAAGCUACAUGUUUAGUUGCCAAGAAGAAGCUCAAGCAUGUAGCAUAGCCAGAGAGGUUGCUGCCUUAGCCCUGGCUGAGACUUCAUUACCUAAUGCAGAAGCCACAGAAGUUUUCCCGUCCACAUUGUAUGACAGCUCACCAUCUUCUUUCAUUGACAGCCCUGGCUGCUGGAAAUCAGCUUUUCGGACUGUCAUUCUCACUAAAGUCUUUAUUCCCUCAUUGGCCCCAAUUCAACAAAACAGACCCAUGUCCAGCAAUCCCAUUUUAAAGGUAUUUUCUCCCAAAAUUAUACAAGGAAUUUGUGGACCCUUUUUUAGUGUUUCAGACCCAUCUUUUGAUUUUCAACUUACUUUUAGAGAUCAAGAUAUGCCUCUUAAAAAAUUUCACCCAGUUCAUGAUGAGACAACUGAACAUCUCUUUCCCCAAGAAGAGGAGCAUUGCCUUGAUGUUGGCAGUGAGACAAGGUUUGCAGAUAUUGAAGUAUGUAAGAUUUUUGCAGCCCGUUCACAUAGAGAAGAAGAGCUGAGAAGCAAGGUGCAAAAACUGAAGAAGGCAAAGACCAAAGUUGACACACCAUAUCAAAAACAGAAAGACUCAGAACUUGAUGGAGUACUGCAGUUUCCUUACCAUUGUGGAGAUUUCUGGCAGGAAUUAGUUUACAAGGGUGCUGUUGCUCUGUACCCUGAUUUAAACAGACGAGAUAAAGUUGGGAGUGAGACAGAUGGCGAAACAUUGAUGCACUCUCGUUCUGCUUCAAAGAUAAGCAUUUUGGUUACGCCAAGGGCAGUCAAAGAUCUCUCCCUGUUAUGUCUUGAAGCUAUUGGAAGUCACUUUACACCUGAUACAAUGAAGAAGUUUGUAGUAAACUAUAUUUCCAAUGUUGAAUCUGGAUGUGAGAUAAGGAUUGAACCGAGGAAUAUAGUUAAAUGCAUUGUUGACACUCUUCUGGAACGAAAAGAGAAAGCCUUGCUUUUAUCUAGAUGUAAUAUAACUGACCAUAGAAUGCAGGAAAAGAUUUACAUUGAUAAGCUACUUCAUAUAUGUAUGGCUACUUUGAAUGACUUUUUUCAAUUUGGACCAAAAAAUAAGGUCUGGUCUACAGAAAAUAUGGCAUUUGAGGAAGAUGCUACAUAUGCAAGUAUAUGUUCCAACCCAGGACUGCCUCAAGAAGAUCAUUGGCAAGCUGUUAAGAGUGAAUCUUACAUGAGUGGAUUUGGGUACAGUGAUGUGGACAAAAAUAACUUAACUGACGGCCCCUUAAAAUGUAGCUCUGGUAAACUGCAAUCAGGUGACUAUGUGGCCUUUAGCUACACAGAUGAGAUGAUGGGGUCCAACUCUGGUAGUCUUGAUUUGUCAGAUGGUCUGUUUGCUGAGGACAUGAUGUACUUUAGUGAAGAAGGUGGCCCUCCAAGUAUUAGUGGCUUCUCACCCAGCUUUCUUGAUAAGAUUGACUUACGGUAUCUUGAUGAUCUUGAUGCCAGAUCAGUAGAGAAUGAUCCAAGCGGACACUUUAAAGCAGCACUCACAUUUAAAGAGAAAAUCCUGCUAUGGAGAAACAAUGUGCAGCCAGCUUUUUUAAUUGAGAAAUGGCCAGUGGUUCAUGAAGGAUUGGGAUACGAUGACUCCUGGCUUGGCCAGAAGAAUUCCAAGAUUGAUAGUUUUGCUCCUUCAAGUCCAGGUUAUCAUCUCACAGCAGCAAUGCAGGCAGCUGACAUUGAAACUUAUGAUCAACAAGACAUGGGGAUCUUCUCUUCCGACCAAAAGCAGUUGCAUUGGGAAAAUCCCUGGUCUCUCACUAAAUGGGACUCCAUAUGCCAAGAGGUGCUAACAGGCAUUAUGGUUGGAUGCACCUCCUGGGGCAAUCACACAAGUCCCCCAAAUCCUUUCAUG
Molecule: messenger RNA, 4720 nt
Organism: Lymnaea stagnalis (great pond snail)
Lineage: Eukaryota; Metazoa; Mollusca; Gastropoda; Lymnaeidae
Source: the annotation of a GenBank genome assembly